UUCUUUUCCUUUAGCGGUGAAGGUGCAUCAGUUAUCGGUCGUCCCGAAGCCGGGUUCAUCCGACACCCUCACCAACCAAGCUGAACUGAGCUCAACCUCCACAGCAACAAAAUGCCGCCCAAAUUCGACCCCAACGAGGUUAAAAUCGGUAUGUUUUGCGGGUCAGAGGGUAAUAAACGCAGAAGCUGGUUCACAGCCGACACGGAGCCGCUGUGUGUCGGCUUCUUCCGGCCUGCGGGCCGCGCGCACAACACGUCUCCCAAAAAAGUUGGUGAUGACAUCGCCAAGGCCACCGGUGACUGGAAGGGCCUGAGGAUCACCGUGAAGCUGACCAUUCAGAACCGUCAGGCUGCUAUUGAAGUGGUUCCCUCUGCUUCUGCCCUGAUCAUCAAAGCUCUGAAGGAGCCUCCUCGUGACAGAAAGAAGGUCAAGAACAUUAAGCACAGCGGCAGUGUGACGUUUGAUGAGAUUGUGGGCAUCGCUCGCACCAUGAGGCCUCGCUCCAUCGCCAGGGAGCUUUCUGGAACCAUCAAGGAGAUCCUGGGAACGGCUCAGUCUGUCGGCUGCACCAUUGAUGGUCGUCCUCCUCAUGAUGUCAUCGAUGAUAUCAACAGCGGCAAAGUAGAGUGUCCGUCUGACUGAACGGGAAUCGUUUUAAAUAAAACAUUGACAAACUAA
Messenger RNA from Nematolebias whitei (Rio pearlfish), 678 nucleotides. It is a transcript of the gene rpl12, whose product is annotated as ribosomal protein L12. Gene Ontology annotation, molecular function: large ribosomal subunit rRNA binding; structural constituent of ribosome. The record is from RefSeq and is a predicted model, not a curated record. Gene Ontology annotation, cellular component: cytosolic large ribosomal subunit; ribosome. Gene Ontology annotation, biological process: translation. NCBI's taxonomy places the organism in Eukaryota, Metazoa, Chordata, Actinopteri, Cyprinodontiformes, Rivulidae.